AUGGCCCACUGUAAGAGGAUGCAGCCCAAGUAUAGCAGCCUGGGCAACAUCAGUUGCAUCACCCAGAUGGACCAGAGAGCUGUGAAGCACUUCCUGUCGAGGGGUCAGCUCUUUUUUAUGUUGAUGCUAGUCAGUGCUGAUGCCGGUAUGGCACUUCACGCCCGAACUUUCAAAAACGAUGAUCGCUACUCUGGUCUUUCGAUAGUGUGUGACCGCUGUCCACCUGGAACUUACCUCCGCGCGCCCUGCAGUGCCAUGCGAAAGAGCGACUGUGCGGAAUGUCCCAAUGGGGCAUACACUGAAUUUUGGAACCACAUCUCCAAGUGCCUGCGCUGCAGCAUGUGCGCCGAGAACCAGGUUGUCAAGCAGGAGUGUUCUCCAUCCAACAACUGCGAGUGCGAGUGCAAGGAGGGUUACUACUUCAACAAGAAAUACGAAGCAUGUAUCAAACAUAAAGAAUGUCCCCCCGGGUAUGGAGCGAAUACUACAGGUACACCACACCAAGAUACAGAAUGUGUGCAGUGUCAGGCCGGAUUCUAUUCUGAAGUUUCCUCCGCAAAAGCGACCUGUCUAGCGCAAUCAAACUGCAAAGUUGGUGGACUUCGCGUGGUUCUGAAAGGCCAGGACUGGCACAAUACACUGUGCGCCUCAUGCUAUGACCUCAAAACUCGUGAUGGAGCUGAAUAUCUGCAUGAAAUCCUUCCUACGUUCUUCAUUCAACUUCACCAGACGAUGGGAAUCAAAAGAAUGCGUCGGUUAGCAAUGAGGCUGCCACAAGAGGGAGGCAAGAAACCGCUCAUAGGAACGGUCAUGAAGCUUAAUAGAAGGGGUCUUCACGACUUUAUGAACAGUUGGGACCAAGGUGCAGGGAACGAUCAUGUUAGGAAACUUCCUGAGGUGUUGAGGAAGACAGGGGCCUUCAACAUGGGAGACAAACUAGAGCGUAAACUGGCAUAUAUCGACCAGCAAUCCAAACUCUGUGAAGAGUUAGUUGAAGUAGCCCAAAAUUAG
This is a messenger RNA of Salvelinus namaycush (lake trout), 1011 nucleotides long. RefSeq names its product tumor necrosis factor receptor superfamily member 6B-like. Bases 1 to 1011 code for a protein of 336 amino acids. Gene Ontology annotation, molecular function: protein binding. The transcript is spliced from 4 exons. Lineage: Eukaryota; Metazoa; Chordata; Actinopteri; Salmoniformes; Salmonidae. The record is from RefSeq and is a predicted model, not a curated record.